Messenger RNA from Meloidogyne enterolobii, 793 nucleotides. The record is from the annotation of a GenBank genome assembly. NCBI's taxonomy places the organism in Eukaryota, Metazoa, Nematoda, Chromadorea, Rhabditida, Meloidogynidae.
UGCAAAUUUAACUUAUGACCACACAGAAUGUUGUAUUGAAAAAGGAGUUUCUCCAUUAUGUAGGCCAAUGUGUAGACCUAGAAAUAUUGGAGAAGAAUUUUUUGAUCCAACAAGUUGUCAAGUAGAUGAUUAUAAAAAAUUUUUAAACUGUGUAACAAAUGGAGGUAAACGUGAUUAUUUGCCCUGUUGUAGAAAGAAAGCCUUGCCUCCGUUUUGUUUUGAUUUUUGUGGAAAUAAUUUUCAGAAAUUAGAAAAAUCUCAUCGACUUUGUUUGUACUAUUUGCCUGAAAUAUUUGAUUGUUUUAGUCAACAAUACGCACUUUUUCCUCCGCCUGCUCCAAAAAAUUUACAAAUUAGAGAAGUUGGUAGUGGAAAUCGACGAUUUUGUUUUACAAUUGAGAAUCUAAAAAAUACAGUAAAAAUCCCUUCCUUUGUUGUUCAUCUACAAGAAAUGAAUGUUGUAACAGACACAAUGAAUGGUAGAGAUGCCGCAGUUGAAGAGUUUAGAAAACUUCGUAAAAGGAGUGAAAAUAAAUCUGGACAAUUAUAUGGAGUCACAUUAAUUAAAGAAUUGAGAGGAGGUGGAACUAAACCUGUACUUAUUACAAAAAUAAUUGCUUCUAGUAAUGAAAAGGGAAUUAAUUCUGAAAUUUGUAUUCCCCUAGAAAGUAUUACAAACAAAUCAAAAUCAACUUAUCUAGUCUAUGUAGAAGCUAUUAAUGAUUAUGGUACCUCAGAACCGAGCAAAUCGUUUUUAAUUACUGAGGAGGGGGUAAUGCAUCCAGCAAAGUAA